Esox lucius (northern pike) is the source of this 7353-nucleotide messenger RNA. Its product is annotated as semaphorin-4G. NCBI's taxonomy places the organism in Eukaryota, Metazoa, Chordata, Actinopteri, Esociformes, Esocidae. The record is from RefSeq and is a predicted model, not a curated record. Gene Ontology annotation, molecular function: semaphorin receptor binding; chemorepellent activity. The transcript has 15 exons. The coding region runs from base 540 to 3299 and encodes 919 amino acids. Gene Ontology annotation, biological process: semaphorin-plexin signaling pathway; neural crest cell migration; axon guidance.
GGUAAUGAUCGUUGUUAGCUGUCGCUCCUCCGUUUAACCAAAGGGAAUGUUAUAUUCCCUCCUUUUCUCAGGGGAGUUCACUGCCCUUAGUGCUUUAAGUCUCGCACUUCUUUCAUACUUUUGGAUUUCUAUUCCAUGGCUGUCUUGUCUAUGGAACCUGCAACUAGUAGAUGAGCUAGCUGGUUCAGCCUUCGGCCCAGAAAGAGGGAUUUUGCCUCUCUUCUAGUGUGUGUGUGCGUGUGUGUGUUUGUGUAUGGGUGGGGGUGGUUUGCGUGGGCGUGCUAGUGUGUGUGUGUGUGUGUGUGCCAAGAGGAGAGAAGACUGCCUUCCAGCGCAUGUGUGUGGGAGCAAUUUAGUAAAUCUUCAGCGUGUUCUGAAUAGUAAGAGAAUGGUAUGUGAACGGCGUCUUGGUAGAGUGUGUUGAUUUGAGUGCAUGGAUGUGUGUUUUCCACGGCGAGUGUGUGUAUUUCUUCCUCUCUGAGGAGUGCUAGGAGGGAAGGCAGCUCUCUCUCCCCCCUGGCCGGGUGUGCGUGGAGAUAAUGUGUGUGCGUGCUGCCCUGCCGGCCCUGCUCCUGAUCCUGAGCUGGGGCGUCUGUCUGACUGGGGGAUACCCCUUCAGACCCCCUGUGGACCUGGAUGUCAGCCCCCGGAUCACCGUCACAGCUAGCGGUGUCACAGGCUGUAGGCGUUUCCAGUCGUCAGUGGUGAACUACACUACUCUGCUGCUACAGGAGGAGCGGGGUCUUCUCUACGUGGGAGCCAGGGGGGCAGCCUUCGCCCUCAACGCCACAGACAUCUCGGACAGCACAGCUCGCACCAUUGAAUGGGAAGCCUCAGCGGAGCAGAAGCAGCAGUGUCAUAGCAAAGGGAAAGACAAUAAGACAGAAUGUUAUAAUCACAUCAGGUUUCUCCAGAGGUUCAACUCUAGUCAUCUGUACAUGUGUGGAACUUUUGCCUUCAGUCCUCUCUGUGCCUAUGUAGACGAGGAGCGGUUUAAAGUGUCUUCUGGGUUUGAGGAAGGCAGAGAGAAGUGUCCAUAUGGACCUACAACAGGAUACGCUGGCCUGAUCAUAGACCAGCAGAUGUACACAGCGUCCCAGUUUGAGUUCCGGGGCUCUCCGGAUAUCCGACGUAACUUCCCCUCUCCCACCGUGAGGACAGAGGAUGCCCCCACGCGCUGGUUACACGAAGCUGAGUUUGUGUCCAGUGCCCUGGUCAGAGAGAGUGAGGGCCGAGCUACAGGGGAUGAUGAUAAGAUCUACUAUUUCUUUACUGAGAAGAGCCAGGAGCAGACAUUAUACUAUAACCACAGGAGAGUGGCACGGGUCGGACGGGUCUGUAAGGGGGAUAGAGGAGGUCUACUGACCCUUCAGAAGAGGUGGACAUCGUUCCUGAAGGCUACAUUGGUGUGUUCCCUCCCGGAAUAUGACUUCCACUUUAACCUGUUGAGGAGUGUGUACACCUUGAAGGGACACACACCUGACUACACAGUCUUCUAUGGCAUCUUUGGUCUGGAUUGGAAGAACGUGAAGGCGUCUGCUGUGUGUCGUUUCUCUCUGCCUGAAGUCCAGCGGGUCUUUGACGGGCCCUACAUGGAAAACCAGGACCCUGGAGCCAAGUGGAGCGAGUACACUGGAAAGGUCCCAGACCCACGACCUGGAUCAUGUAUAACGGACAAGCUGAGGUCCAGAGGGAUCAACUUCUCCACUUCCCUGCCGGACGACGUGUUGAACUUUGUGAGGCGACACCCUUUGAUGUCCCAGCAGGUCACGCCUACAGACCAGCGCCCCCUGUUGUUUAGGAGGACCACCGACUACACCCAGCUGGCUGUUCACAGGGCAGAGGGCCUGGACGGGCACAAAUACGAUGUACUGUUUAUGGGCACAGAUGACGGCUGGCUCCACAGAGCUGUGGAGGUCAAGGGUAAUUUACACAUCAUAGAAGAGCUACAGCUGUUUGACCAACCGCAGCCCGUGGAGAGCAUUGCCAUCUCACAGACCCUGAUGAGUGUUUAUGUAGGUUCUGCCUCUGGUGUGGUCCAACUGCCUCUGUCCACAUGCAGCAGAUACAGCUCCUGUUAUGACUGCAUCUUCUCCCGGGACCCGUUCUGUGGCUGGGAUGGACAGGCCUGUGUGGAUCUCACAGCUCAGACUGACAGGUCUAACCUGACUCAGGACAUCCUGAAUGGGAACAGUGGAUGUGAAAAUGCCACAGCAGAUGAGCUGGUCCAGCACCGGAGCAGGUCUGUGAUGGUGGGAGAUGAUGUACUCCUCCAGUGUGAACUCAGCUCGAACCUGGCAACCCCAGUGUGGACCCUGGACAGGUUGGAGCUACAAGGCUACGGCCUUGACUCCGGCUUCAGAGUGGGCACCGAUGGCCUUCUCGUCAUCGAGUCCCAACCCGAGCAGAGCGGCGAGUACACCUGCCACGCCCUCGAGAAUGGAGUGCGGGUUGCCGUGGUGACGUACUCUGUGACGGUCCAAAGCAUGCCUCCCCCACAUAUCGGCCCUACCCAGGACGACUCUUCCAACCACAUCCCCUGGGACAAUGACUCCUACCAUCAACCCCCUCCAACGCCCAGCCCCCUCCCCUCCUCAGAGGGGCCCCUGUUACCUCCUCCCCCGGCCCCUCUCCCCACCACCUCAGAGCUGCUCUCCCCCAGGAAUAUGGAGGCCAUUUACCUGUCCUUGAUCACCUUCCUGGGGGGCGUGUGUCUGGUUCUCACCGUGGUCCUCCUCUACGUGAGCUUUUGUCUGCGCAGCGGCCAACAGGGGAAGUAUUCCCUCCGCGCCGCCGCCGCCGCCGCCAGACAAGUGGACAGGAAGAGGAAACACCGGAAGCAGAAACGCCACAGUAGCUCCGCCCACCUGGAGCUCAAGACAAUCUCCAGCCACUGUAACGGGACCUGCAACAGGAACGGCGUCCACAAACAGCUGGGGGGUGAGCACGAUGAGCACGAUGCCGGCUUCCUCCAGAUUGUUCCCGGGGAAGCCCUGUCGUCCCCAAACAAGGACCCGCCUCCCCCUGCCCCUCCUCUGCCCCCGCCAGUUCAGACCACGCGCAACCCCCUCCACCAAUCAGAGGGUGACUUGCAAGACUUCCCCAGCCCUAACGGCCUAUCGGCAACGUUGCCCAGUGUGCUGCGUAGGAUACAAGGCAACAGCUAUGUUUUGCUGAGACAGAGUGACGAAGACGGCAGCUCUCCUAUCUGCUACUCCUUCACCGAGGAACUCAACCGAAUUCUAGAGAAGAGGAAGCACACGCAACUGCUGCCCAAACCGGACGAGAGCUCUGUGUAGAAGAGGGAACAUCUCCCUCUUCCUGGAACGUAGUGCCCCCUAUGGCGGGAGGACUGAAUUGGGUCCAUUCAUACUAUGCCAUUUAGCUGACCCUUUUAACCAAUGCGACUCACCUCAUUAAGCGCGUACAUUUUUGCAUGGGUGGCCCCAGUCUCAAUCAAAACCAAGACCCUGUCAAUGCACGCUGAUGGGCCUGUUUUAAGGCUCGACUUUAUCUGCUGACACAGGAAAUCAUGGGGAGUGCCCUGAAAGACUGUCCCCAAACACAGUGCUGUUGGGAUCGUUCAUUGAUGACCAUGCUGCUCGUGGAUUAAGUGGAGGCUAGUCUGGACUGAAACCGGGACAAUUUGUCCUGUUUAGGUUUUUGGUCGAAUUAAGGGACACUCAUCUAGUGAAUCUCUUGCAAGGGCAUGGAAUAUCAAACAGAGAGAUAUCUGGACUAUUCAAACUUUCUAGGUGACAUUAAAUCUUCCUAGACGAUGUCUGUCCAUCGCUAUCCUCUGACUGACUCCCAAAGCAAUGAGUUACAGUAAGGAAUCACAUAAGACAAGCAUGGGUUUCCGCGGGAACUUCAGAUCAGCAGAACUCAGCCAGCUAGAUCUAACCCAGCCACAGUCAGUAUGUCUCAGUCUGGGUCAACACAGGCCCAGCCCCAGGCUUUAUAUCUCAGCCCCAGAUUCAGGCUUCUGCUGAGAAGGGACCUUGGAAGUCACAGCACAGAUCAUGGCAACAAGUGUUAAGUGUGAAAAUGACCCUAACUUGACUUUUCUUAUAAAACGUAGGCAGCCGUCCCAAUGGGCUGUACAUCUUUUCAGCAGGUUUUAAUAUUGAACACUUUGAGGAAAAAUGUAUUCGGUUUAAUUUGUAGAUGUUUGUCAAUUUUAUUAAUCUUGAUACCAUUGUAUUUCAAAGCGUUAUAACCCAAUUCAAGUAAUACAAUUAACAUACAAAAGGUAACUCUUAACCCAAGACAGAGUAAUCCAAGGGAAAAAAAAACUUGGAACAUUGUUUUUGUGCUAGGAAAUUUGACAUUACUGACAGUUUUGAUGCGAUUUGCUUCACCUUCCCUUUUUAAUAUUUACACACCAAUGGAUACUACAAACACAUCAGGACUAUGAGGCAUUGAUCUCCAACAGCAAAACACUCUCCAGUUCUUGCUUAAAUAAUAUCAACUUGGUUUAGUAACUUUACCAAAACUCCCAGGGCUGAGCUCUAUUUACAGCUCAGCCACUGAGGACAAGACCAGACCAUCACUUCCAGGUCAUCGUCGUAACAACCUAUACUCCUGAGGUCAGCAGACAGGGCUUGUUUUCUGAUGGUUGGUUAUACAGACUGAUGUAUGGAUGAACAGGCAAAACCACUGAUCUUUCAAGGAAGAUAAAGUGUGAGCUGAUUGGCAUUGGUUAUCCCUGUCAUCUUUUUGUGUUGUUUGGGAGGAGUACAGAGAGUAGAAAGAAUAGAGUUGAUAGAUUUCCUACCAAAGUAAAGUCAUAAUAGACACUGGAGGUACAGGAAAUUAAAAAAGAUGACUGUAUAAUGUACUCCAACACAUCUCUCUCCAUUUCUCUCUCUAUACCCUGCUCUCAUACUCUUUCUCCACACUUUCCGUCAUUUCCCAUUUUCACCAUUUAAUUUCUUCCUCCCUAUUUCUCUUUUCUCUGUCCUUGCUCUCCCUGAUAUGUUCUCCAUCCUCUAUUGUUUUCUUUUCCUGUCAUCUGAUCUCCAGAUUUUCUUCUCUGCAAAGUAACUAGUUGGAGCAGGUGGCCCUGGCAAGAGCUCCUGACUUUGUUUAUUAGUCUGUUGAAAGUUACAAAAGACAGAAAGAAAUGCAGAGAGAAAGGAAAUAGAUUAACAGCAGAAAUUUUCUUUUAUGAGAUUUAUUUUACACAAUCGCCAAAUUUUCUUCUUGUACCCUUAGACCCUGGAAACAGAAAUAAGCACAUAUAGCCACACACACGCAAAACACUGCAUGUAUGAUUGAAUCUAACAAGCCAGGGCAUGUGUGUUAUGUGAGACUGUGACAUAGGGUAGAGAAGCAGUGAAUUUAAUUCAGAAGGAUAUCUAAAAAGACUUUAUAGAUGAUUGAAAGAGAGGAAAGAGAGAAACUCAUGUAACAUAAACCGUUAGAGAAUUCUCCAUUAUUCAGCUAGUCUCUCAAUAUACCCUGGAGAAAUGAGACAUGGUGACAGUUAUUUAUUUUGGUAGGUUGGUUAUUAAACUUCCAAGGGCAACAUUGGAAAUCAGGUUUUUGGAUCUAGAAAUGAUGGGAGGAAAAACUAUGUCUUUCAACGUAAAAACACGUAUGCACACAGAACGCUCUGAUGCUAUCAAUAGCGCUGUGCUAGCUUUUAUCUGCUUUAGUUUUCUUACCUUUUUCCUCUCUUGGUUAUUUCUAUUUUUCUGACUACUGUUGACACAUCAAGACAACACCAAAAAAUGAACACAAAAUGGAGACCUCUGUUUCUGACUCACUUACAUGUCUCCCUCUUCCACAUGCUUGAGAGAUUCAGUCCAGUUUUGAGCCUGUCUCUUUACAUAUCAUCUUAUUACUUCACUUUCUGCCUGUAUAAAAUAUGGUGUGAGGAUUGGUACCAUAACAAUAAUACAGUAUCUUGCCAACCAGGAAUAGUUUCAAAAUGUCUGGACAUUUUCAAAGAAUCACCAGUUGUAAUCAAACAUUGUACCAGUGUCAUUGGUAGGCACAGGAAACAGUCAAGUCAUCCCUUAUCACUGCAUUGUGCCAACAAAGAAACCUUGUUUUAAUGGAUACCACAGUAAAUCAACCUGCACAUCAUGGCGUAUACAUGCCUCAGUGCAUUUCACCACAAUAAUUAUAUAGGGGAACAAAUUUGUCAAAAAUGACAUUAGAUGGUCCUGAUUUAUACCUCAAAUGAACCUGCCCUCUAUAGUCCUCUGCUGCGAAGAUGACAAACUGUCACGUAAUGGAGAGCUUGCUAAACAUGAUGGCUUCUCAUGCACAUACGGUAUCAAGGAUCAGACAAGGUUGCACCAUUCGUGCCACCAUAUUCUGUCAUGACGGAAAAACGAAAUAACAUAUUUACUGUAUAUUUUAAUGUUGUACUAUAUCUCAGUGUGGUUGUUCUGAAGUUCAUUUGUAAGAGGCAGUGAUGUGUCUCUCUGUCCAGUAGUGUUGCACCAGUAGUCUAAUAACACUGUAGAAGCGGUUCUCCGACUCUGGUCCUGGGGACCUAUGGCUGGUGCAGGAUUUGCUUCCUGCCUGGAACUCACACAGCUGAUCCAUCUUAUUAUGGUCCACAUUCUGACUGAAUACUAUGAUGAAUUAUCUGUGUUACAUAUGUAGGUAUGCUAGUAUGUAUGCUAGUAGGUAUGCUAGUAGGUAUGCUAGUAGCAAAACCCUUCAAAUCCAGUCACUCUCCAGGGCUGGAGAAGGAGACGUCUUGUAGAAGCAUGGUAAGUUAGCCAACAGCAUGAUGAACUGAAUACACCAAGAUAACAAUAAGGCGUAAUUUCCAUAAUAAGAAAAUGUGACAUAUAACCACGUCUGGCCCAUUAAUCUGGGAUUGCGUGUAUAAAGUUUCACACAGCUCAUUAAGCAUCAUCCACAGCCUACAUCAUUCUGUCUUCCUGUCGUUCAUUCUCUCUUUCUCUCUCUAUUGUGCUCUCUCUCACAAAGUCUCUAUGCUUCAUUCCCUAAUUAUCUCCACUGCUGCCUCUUUAGCAGUCUCUGUCCAUCACUCUCUCCCUCUCACCCAAUGUUUCUAUCCCUGUUUUCUGUCUCUAGUUACCUGUUUCAUCUCUCAUUUUCUCAUGAUCUAUAUAUUCACGCGUUCUCUCGCUGUCUUUUUGAGUAUUCCUUCCCUUCUCUCUGCCACUCUCUCUGUGUCACUUUCACCAUGCUCUCUCUUAACUCUCUCUUUCACUUCUCAUUCAUUGUCACAUAAGUAUUUUGUCCAUUGCAGACACAACAAGAUGUCUGCUUCAAUAGCACACUGAGGAGCAGCUCACUGACAUUGGCUUUGUUUACAUUUCAGUAUGAUUAGUUGGAAUUGAAAUAAAGAUUGUUUCAACCUUU